AUGGACGAAGUCUUGCUGUUGCUGUUGAACAAGAACAGUUGCAAUUUCGACAGCCUGAAUAGCGAUGUAGUUGUCAAGACAAGCACUGGCAGAAUGAUAGCGAGGCUGAACUGGACUGCCGGACUCGAAGUCGGCCCGCGAUAUCGGAGUUCGGGAUUACAAACCACUCUCUGUUACAAACUACCCUAUGGCGGGGCAAUAGGCAACCUUUGCCAUGGCGACAACACAAAUCAGUGGGCGCGGUAUCCGCAUUGCGAUAGAUGUAUGUGUUCUCGUGGAGCUUUGGAGCCGAAUCUGACCACUCAGCGCGGCGGAACAUUCACAGACUGUGUCGGGAAUCCGGGUACAGGUCGGAUGGAAGAUGAUGUGAUUAUCAAACUUCUCUCUGUCGACCCCUCCAACUAUGAUGAUGCGCCACUCGAAGGUAUCAGGCGUCUGUUAUCCAAGUUCACUGGCACUGAAAUCCCGCGCGGCCAGCCGCUUGAUACGUCCAAAAUCGAGAGUAUACGCAUGGGCACCACGGUGGCUACCAACGCCCUACUUGAGCGCAAGGGUGAAAACAUCGCCAUGGUCGUGACCAAGGGAUUCAAAGACUGUCUGGAGAUUGGAAACCAGAGUCGACCAAACAUCUUUGCGCUGGAUAUACGGAAGCCAGAGGUCCUGUACAAGCGCGUCGUUGAAAUCGAUGAGAGGGUUACACUGGAGGACUACGCCGAGGAUCCAGAGAGAACAUCGACAGAUGCGAAGACGAUUGAAGAGGCUGGCCCAGACGCUGAGUUGGUAAGAGGCCUUUCUGGAGAGACAGUCAGGAUAUUACAAAGACCGCAAGAGGAGGCGAUAAGGAGGCAACUGCAAGACGUCUAUGACAGCGGCUUAAGAAGCAUCGCCGUGUGCUUGAUGCAUGGAUACACGUACCCCAACCACGAAGCCUUGGUUGGGAAGAUAGCCAGAGAAAUUGGCUUCGAGCAUGUCAGUUUGAGUCACGAGCUCAUGCCCAUGAUCAAAUUGGUGCCACGAGCAACAUCAGCCUGCGCCGACGCAUAUCUCACACCCGCCAUUCGCAAAUACAUUGAUGGCUUCUCUAAAGGAUUUGAAGGUGGUCUUGGAUCUAAGAGUGUCAAGAAAGAGCAGGGCUCCAAGGGUGCGCGAUGCGAAUUCAUGCAGUCGGAUGGUGGGCUAGUCGACGUCGACAUUUUCUCUGGACUGAAAGCCAUUCUUUCGGGGCCGGCUGGAGGUGUUGUGGGAUACGCACUCACAUCAUAUGAUUCAGAGACGAAGAUCCCUGUCAUCGGCUUCGACAUGGGCGGGACCAGUACAGACGUGAGCAGAUAUGGUUCCGGGCGGUACGAUCAUGUUUUCGAGACAACCACUGCAGGUGUUACUAUUCAGUCGCCUCAGCUAGAUAUCAACACCGUCGCAGCCGGAGGUGGAUCACGGCUUUUCUGGAAGAAUGGAUUGUUUGUAGUUGGGCCUGAGUCUGCUAGCGCACAUCCCGGACCAGCAUGUUACCGUAAAGGCGGCCCUUUGACCAUCACAGACGCCAACCUCUUUCUCGGUCGUCUCUUACCCGACUUCUUCCCCAAAAUCUUUGGCAAGAAUGAAGAUGAGGGCCUGGAUGCUACAGCCAGCGAAAAGCUUUUUAAGGAGCUGGCACAACAAAUCAAUCAGGAAGUAGCUGGCGGUAAUAAAGAAAAAGAAAUGUCUCUGGACGAGAUCGCAAAUGGUUUCAUCAAGAUCGCCAACGAAACGAUGACUCGACCUAUCCGCAGCUUGACUGAAGCGCGUGGACACGACACUUCCAAACACAGGCUUGCUACUUUCGGUGGCGCAGGAGGACAACAUGCGGUUGCUAUUGCGGAAGCCCUUGGAAUCUCACAGAUCCUGAUACAUCGAUACUCGUCUGUGCUAUCUGCAUACGGCAUGGCCCUAGCCGACGUUGUAGACGAACGACAAGAACCUGAGUCUAAAGUCUGGUCCGACCAGAAAGACGUGAGAGAAUAUCUGCAGAACAAAAUGGCCGACUUAAAGAGCAAAUCCACCGCCACGCUGAAAGAGCAGGGAUUCCGAGAAGAGAACAUUCAAUUCGAAGAGUAUCUCAACUUGAGGUAUCGUGGCACAGAGUCUGCUCUUAUGAUCGUCAAGCCAACAAAGGAAGAAGCGGAGAAAGAGUAUGACGGCGAUGAGUGGGCGUUUGGCAAAGCUUUUGUCAAGCAGCAUGAUCAGGAGUUUGGUUUCACGCUACCGGAUCGUGAUAUCAUCGUUGACGACGUGCGUGCCCGUGGUAUUGGAAAAUCAUUCCAAGGUCUUGAGAAGAGUGUUGAUAAACAGCUCAAGGAAAUCACACCGAAGGACCUACCCCGCGAUGCAAAGCGAUACGAUAGUCGUAAAGUCUUCUUCGAGGGUGGUCGUCAAGACACCUCUAUUUACAAACUCGAAGAUCUGGAUGUAGGCGACAGAGUCAGAGGCCCAGCCAUCAUUGCAGAUGGCACACAAACGAUUGUUGUAACACCUAGCGCUACUGCGCUUGUUCUUAAUACACAUGUUGUGAUCAACAUUGGGGAGAGUGAUGGCAUGGAGAAGCCAAUCGACACAAAAGAGGUAGAUCCCAUCCUACUCAGCAUAUUCGCCCAUCGCUUCAUGGCAAUCGCAGAGCAGAUGGGUCGGGCACUGCAGAAAACUAGUGUGUCUACCAAUGUAAAAGAGCGGUUAGACUAUUCUUGUGCACUCUUCGAUGAGAAUGGCGGGCUAGUUGCAAACGCUCCCCAUUUGCCGGUUCACCUGGGCAGUAUGUCUACUUGUGUUCGCAAGCAAGCCGCCAUAUGGAAGGGAAAGCUAAAGAAGGGCGACGUCGUCAUGUCCAAUCACCCCAUGUUUGGCGGAACGCAUCUACCUGACAUCACGGUCAUUACACCUGCCUUUUCUGGAGACAAAAUUCUCUUUUAUGUUGCUUCACGUGCUCAUCAUGCAGACAUUGGUGGUAUCCUACCUGGCUCCAUGCCUCCGGCUUCCAAGGAGCUCUACCAGGAGGGCGCUGCCAUCAAGUCGGAAAAACUUGUCUCAGAGGGACAUUUCAACGAAAAGAGGGUAGUUGAGUUGUUGUUUGAUGAACCCGGCCAGUACCCAGGAUGUUCAGGAACGCGGUGCUUAAGCGACAACAUCAACGAUCUCAAAGCACAGGUCGCUGCAAAUCAGAAAGGUAUCAAUUUGAUCAGCACACUCAUGUCAGAUUACGGCGAACAAGUUGUAAAGUUUUACAUGACCUCCAUCCAAGCCAAUGCGGAACAAUCCGUGCGCUCUUUACUCAAGGACGUUUACAAACGCUUCGAGGGCCAGGACCUCUCCGCAGAAGAGUUCAUGGACGAUGGUAGCCCUAUUCGUCUGAAAGUUACUAUCGACCCAGAGAAGGGCGAGGCCGUUUUUGACUUCACUGGCACUGGGCCAGAAGUCUACGGCAACAUCAAUGCACCCGAAGCUGUCACAUAUUCCACUUAA
This is a messenger RNA of Plenodomus lingam JN3, 3492 nucleotides long. Lineage: Eukaryota; Fungi; Ascomycota; Dothideomycetes; Pleosporales; Leptosphaeriaceae. The record is from RefSeq and is a predicted model, not a curated record.